AUGGCAACAGCCAUUGCUCACCUCCUACCCGACCUCUUGCAACAUCACUCCGAUAUGGGACAGGAUCUGCUGCUUGCAAUUGCUCCGGUAUCACGGGAGUUCCGGCAAGUAGCAAGGGAUGCCUGGGCCGAGAAGAAAGGGAACUACCGUGCUGGAACGCAGCCGGGGGUGUCCGUUCAGACCCCCGAGGCCUUGUGCGGGUUGCAAGAGGAGGACGUCACUCACUUGGCUCCCUGUGCGGUGCUCCGCACCCGGCACCGGUCCUAUCACAACGAUAUCAGUAUGUACAGGUGGCAGGAUGCUCUCGGAGUCGCCUUUGAGAAGCACGGCGGGCCGGAGGGGCUUCAGGGUGCCCUUGAUCAGCGCUCAAAGAGAGGGCUCAACAGGGGCGGCACUGCAAAAGCCAAGCGUGAGAGUGUCCUUGAGCGGAUCGUUGCUGACUUUGCACUCGACAAGAGGCCGGACAAGCGCAUCAUCCUUGAUGUUUGUUGCGAUCAAUUCCUGAGGAAUGGGAAGGGUGGCCAACGAGGAAUGAAGGCUCGCAUUGAGCGUUACAUACACUUUGACCUGGCAGCACCUCCUGCCACAGGAGGUCUCAAGUCCAUCCUGGACCAGUACAGGGAUCAGUAUCUGGCGAGCGGUGCUGACAAGGACCUCGAAGCAGCACUCAAUGCAAGCAAACUGUACGAGGCGUUGGGCGGGUGCGUAAACUGCCUGGAUGUCGAAGAUGCUGCAGCCUGUCUCACCGGCCACCUCGCCGUUGAUGAGGUCGUGGAGGCUGCAUGGGAUCGAGCCGCUCGUGAGAAGGAGUUGAGAGAGGCACUCGCUGCCAGAGGCUUGGAGUUGAGGUCAGACUCCCGGCUGUGUGAGCGAUACAUCUGGUUUGAAGAAGGCAAUGUCCAGAAGCUGGUUGAUACAAUGGAGGAGAUGCGAUUCUAUUUCGCACACACCUCGUACCCGUACGAGAUCAGGUAUACUUCGUCUCAGGAAGCCAAGAACAGGGCUCUCACGCAAUGGGUCAAAGAAGGGGGGCGGCCCAGUAAUCCCGAGCUGCCCCUGAGCCUGGUGCGAGCCGUUGACAGGCGUGUGUGGAAGCUAAAGAGAGCGGCUGUACAAUGA
Molecule: messenger RNA, 1119 nt
Organism: Klebsormidium nitens
Lineage: Eukaryota; Viridiplantae; Streptophyta; Klebsormidiophyceae; Klebsormidiales; Klebsormidiaceae
Source: the annotation of a GenBank genome assembly